UGAGAUACAGUUUUAAUUAUAAUCAGAUAUUAGAUUGGGGUCACGAAUGCCAAUCCUAUUGUAAUAGGUAUGAAUAUUCGAGUAAAAAUCAAUUUAAUCCAACGCCAACGUCUUCUACAGCGGCAAAAGACGUCCUUCGAACACCUGUACCAAACAGCCUACCCCAAAUAACUACUUCGUAAUUCAUAUUGCCUAUUUUUUUGUGCAUGUCGACACUUAAACAAUAAUAUAAACCAAGUCUCCCUUGCUGGGUUUGGGUGUGAGUUUCUUUUACUGUUUUUCAGAUAAAAGAUCAAGAAUAUGCGAUUGCUUUAUAUCUGUAGCAAGGAAGCGACUGAGAUCGGGAGACAAGUGGCAAGUGGGGCAUGUCCUUACUGCAAAGGCAAAGUAGAAGCAGUUGAUACAGAACACAAAUGGAUGUUUUGCUGCAUCCCCAUUUCAUAUGUCAACAAACGAAAGUAUGUCUGCUCUUUGUGUUCUCGGCGUUUGGUUUUGUACGAUCAGUGAUUUUUUUGCUUGAGGCCUCAAUUGAGUUGAUCUUUAAGGUAUGUUUUGAACAAUUAGUGUUUGUAGUUAUUGGAUUUGAUACCUAUGGAGUUGAUGUCUAUCUACAUGUCUACCUGGCAUUGAAGCGGUGUAGUUCAUAAGUGAUCUUAAUGUAUUAAUUAAACAAAUGAAUGUAUUUGUGUGAUGCUAAAGUCAAAGUUCGAUACAAAAAGC
Molecule: messenger RNA, 720 nt
Organism: Lactuca sativa (garden lettuce)
Lineage: Eukaryota; Viridiplantae; Streptophyta; Magnoliopsida; Asterales; Asteraceae
Source: RefSeq, a predicted model, not a curated record